AGCCCAAAUGGGGCUGGUGUUGUGAUACUUUUCUCGUCCCCUCCUCCUCCUCCUCCCUUGGCUCGUUGAACCAGGAAGUGAAGUGGGGGCCGCUGCAGCCUUAGGAGGAGGAAGCCCGGCCACCUGAGCCGCAGCAGCAGGAGGAGGAGGGUGGGGGGAAAGACCAAGACACACCUAUAGUAGCUACUUUUUCGGGACUUCGGGUGUGCUGUACUUUUGUGGCUCAUCGGAAGCUUUAGAAGGAAAGAGAGAGCCGAAUUCCUCGCGGCUGACACAAGAGUUUGCCACGGGCGAAGACCGUGUUUACAGCGAACACCUCUGCAACGGGGAGGCCAUGACGACGUUAACACACCGGGGACGGCGGGCGGAGGUCGGCCGGAACGCCGACAAGCGGCCGGAAGGCGAGGAGGACUCUCCGCUAGACACGGAGCUGGGGGACGGCGACGCCGGUGACUCCAAAGACAUCCGCCUGACCCUCAUGGAGGAGGUCCUUCUGCUGGGCUUGAAGGAUAAGGAGGCCCAAGAAGAGAUGGCCUGGAGAAUAGCAAAGAUGAUCGUCAACGACGUCAUGCAGCAGGCCCGGCCCGGCCCGGCUCUGGAACAGGUCACCAAGGUCCUCCUCAAAUCGGACGCCCCCACCGGAGACGUGCUGCUGGACGAGACGCUCCGCCACCUCAAAGCCACCGAGCCCGCCGAGACGGUGCAGACGUGGAUCGAGCUGCUGACGGGCGAAACCUGGAACCCCUUCAAGCUGCAGUACCAGCUGCGCAACGUGCGCGAGCGGAUCGCCAAGAACCUGGUGGAGAAGGGGAUCCUGACGACGGAGAAGCAGAACUUCCUCCUCUUCGACAUGACCACCCACCCGGUGACGAACACCACCGAGAAGCAGCGCCUGGUGAAGAAGCUCCAAGAGAGCGUCUUGGACCGGUGGGUCAACGACCCCCACCGCAUGGACAAGAGGACCUUGGCCCUGCUGGUGCUGGCCCACGCCUCCGACGUGCUGGAGAACGUCUUCACCAGCCUGGCCGACGAGAAGUACGACGUAGCGAUGAACAGGUCCAAGGACCUGCUGGACAGAGAGCCCGAGGUGGAAGCCGGCAAGACGGGCAGCGUGGAGAUGAUAUGGGCCGUGCUGGCCGCUUUCAACAAGUCUUAGAUCCCUCCCUUGAGCGGGCUUCCGCCUUUCCCCUCUAGGAAUCAGAUCUCUCGCUCUGUGGAAUCUUCCCAUGCUGCACAGCGACAGCCGUUGGGGACUACUUCCUGCCACGCCCACUUCCCCCCCAACUCCAGACAUUGGGUGUGGUGGGGAAUAUCCUCUGUUGGCAUGCCGAUACCUUCACCACCAUGUCCUCCAGUUCGGGGAUCGAUGGAUUCUAAGAAGGAGCGAAGAAAUCUACAUCAGUUUUCUCUCCUCUCCCCUCUGCCCCCCAGUCUCUUAAUUUUUCGUCCCCCUCCCAAAACUAAAUGAAGGCCCGUGUCUGAUCGAACUGGAUCAAGCCGCGUCUCUUAUUUUUUUAUUAUUUCGAACUCUCUUCUUUUUCGAUGUUUUUAGGACGGAAGGAAUCGUGGCGUGCGUUCUUUUGAUUGUUUUUGUUUCGUUUUUAAUUUCGCCUCCUGUUUCGGUCCUGUCUCGUUUUUGGGUCCGGGCGGCUCCGGUUCGGCUCCGCUCUUUCUCGUGUGUUCGUUUGCAAAAGAUCAUUACAGCACAA
Messenger RNA from Gekko japonicus, 1709 nucleotides. RefSeq names its product golgi phosphoprotein 3-like (gene GOLPH3L). Gene Ontology annotation, cellular component: trans-Golgi network; cytosol; Golgi cisterna. The transcript is spliced from 6 exons. The record is from RefSeq and is a predicted model, not a curated record. Gene Ontology annotation, molecular function: phosphatidylinositol-4-phosphate binding. Gene Ontology annotation, biological process: Golgi organization; Golgi to plasma membrane protein transport; Golgi vesicle budding. Bases 335 to 1156 code for a protein of 273 amino acids. Lineage: Eukaryota; Metazoa; Chordata; Lepidosauria; Squamata; Gekkonidae.